GGCCAGGCCCGAGCGAGGCGGCGCCGGCUCCGCGCCAUGGGGCGGCUGGUGGCUCUGAGCUUGCUGGGGAUCGCGCUGGCCCUGCUGGGCGAGAGGCUCCUGGUGUUCAGAAAUCGACUUAAAACCUCCAGAGAAGUAGAAUCUUUAGACCUUCCAAACUGCCACCUGAUUAAAGGAAUCGAAGCUGGCGCUGAAGAUAUUGACAUACUUCCCAAUGGUCUGGCUUUCUUUAGUGUGGGUCUCAAAUUUCCAGCACUCCACAGCUUUGCACCAGAUAAGCCUGGAGGAAUACUAAUGAUGGAUCUAAAAGAAGAAAACCCGAGGGCACUGGAAUUAAGAAUCAGCCGUGGAUUUAAUUUGGCUUCAUUUAAUCCACAUGGUAUCAGCACUUUCGUAGACAGCGAUGACACAGUUUAUCUCUUUGUUGUAAACCACCCGGAAUUCAAGAAUACAGUGGAAAUUUUUAAGUUUGAAGAAGAAGACAAUUCUCUUUUGCAUCUAAAAACAAUCAAACAUGAGCUUCUUCCAAGUGUGAAUGAUAUCGUAGCCGUUGGACCAGCACAUUUCUAUGCCACCAAUGACCACUAUUUCUCUGAUACUUUCUUAAAGUAUUUGGAAACAUACUUGAACUUACACUGGACAAAUGUUGUUUACUACAGUCCAAAUGAAGUUAAAGUGGUAGCUGAAGGAUUUGAUACAGCAAAUGGGAUCAAUAUUUCACCUGAUCAAAAGUACAUCUAUGUUGCUGAUAUAUUGGCUCAUGAAAUUCAUGUUUUGGAAAAACACCCUGAUAUGAAUUUAACUCGUUUGAAGGUACUCACGUUGGAUACACUGGUGGAUAAUUUAUCUAUCGAUCCUUCCUCUGGGGACAUCUUGGUAGGCUGUCAUCCUAAUGGCCAGAAGCUCUUUGUUUAUGACCCAAACAAUCCUCCUUCAUCAGAGGUUCUCCGCAUCCAGAAUAUUCUAUCCGAGAAGCCUACAGUGACUACAGUUUAUGCCAACAACGGAUCUGUUCUCCAGGGAAGUUCUGUGGCCUCAGUGUAUGAUAGGAAGCUGCUCAUAGGCACUUUAUACCACAGAGCCCUGUACUGUGAACUCUAAAUUGUACUUUUGGUAUGCAAGUGUGCUAACUUCUCUUAACAAUUAAUUUUCUAUGGAUUGACAAUUCUGAGGGAAUUUGACCAGCAAAGUUGACCCAGAAAUGUGUGAUAUGUAUAGUUAAUUUUAUUUCAGUAAGGAAAGGCCCCUUCAGUUCUUAUAGCACUUUUAACAUCAAAGGAAAAUGAACAGUUUUUAAAAAUGCUGAGUAAAGGAGAGAGAAGAAAGCUACUUUUGAUAAAGUGAAUAUACUUUGCACAAAGUAAGCCUCCCCUCUGCCUUCCAACUGCCAGAACAUGAAUUCCACUGAAACAGGGUAGACUGCAUUUCCUUAAAAUGUGAGUGACCUCAACUCCAGCAGUGUGACCACUGGGACUGUUCAGAACUACUGAUAGAGAACAUGUUUUGAUGUUUUGUACUUACAUCUUUGUUUACUAUUGAAGAAUUGGAGUUGUAUUAAAGACUAACGAAAAUCCA
Diceros bicornis minor is the source of this 1575-nucleotide messenger RNA. It is a transcript of the gene PON2, whose product is annotated as paraoxonase 2. Bases 37 to 1101 code for a protein of 354 amino acids. The record is from RefSeq and is a predicted model, not a curated record. The transcript has 9 exons. Lineage: Eukaryota; Metazoa; Chordata; Mammalia; Perissodactyla; Rhinocerotidae. Gene Ontology annotation, molecular function: arylesterase activity. Gene Ontology annotation, cellular component: extracellular region.